GCCGUUUUUUUUUGUGGAGGAUGCGCAACAGGCUGUGUCCCUGCUGAGUGUAGCACAACGACUGAGGGGAAAACCUAAAAUUUCGUUGCUUAGCAGUACGAGAUUAACACUUUUUAUGAUUCACAAGUUUCUCUUAUUUAUUGAACUUUGGGUGGACAGAAGAAGAUAACUGUUCAUUCGUUGUUUAUUAUACAAAAAACCGGAUUUGUUCGAGGCCUUCGCAUGGAUGAGGUACGGCCUACCAGUGGUGCUCCAGCCCACGGGCUGGUGCCGCUGUUUCCCCCCGGACUGCAAGCUAUCUACGGGGAAUGCCGGCGUCUUUACCCCGAACAGGCCAACCCGCUCCAAGUAACAGCCAUUGUGAAGUAUUGGUUAGGAGGACCAGAUCCAUUAGACUACAUCAGCAUGUACAGGAGUAUGGGCUGCCCAGCUCAGGACAUCGAGGAGCAUUGGCACUAUGUCAGCUUUGGCCUGAGUGACCUGUAUGGGGAUAAUAGGGUUCAUGAAUUCACGGGGGCAGACGGACCGAGCGGCUUUGGCUUUGAGCUCACCUUUAGACUUAAAAGAGAGGUUGGCGAGACGGCACCACCGACCUGGCCAGCUGAACUCAUGCAAGGCUUGGCUCGCUAUGUGUUCCAGUCAGAAAAUACAUUUUGUAGUGGCGACCAUGUGUCGUGGCACAGUCCUCUAGACAACAGCGAGUCUCGUAUCCAGCAUAUGUUGCUAACAGAGGAUCCACAGAUGCAACCAAUUCAAACUCCAUUUGGCACACUGAGCUUUCUCCAGAUUGUAGGGGUUUGUACAGAAGAGCUUCAGGCGGCCCAGCAGUGGAACGGCCAAGGCAUCCUGGAGCUGAUGCGUGGAGUCAAAAUAGCGGGUGGCCCCUGGCUAAUCACAGACAUGAGGAGAGGGGAGACCAUUUUUGACAUCGAUCCUCACCUACAACAGGAGAGAGUGGACCAGGGUAUUGAGACGGAGGGCUCCAACCUGAGUGGGGUCAGCGCCAAGUGUGUGUGGGACGAUCUGAGUCGUCCGCCAGAGGAUGAGGAGGACAGCCGAUCCAUCUGCAUAGGGUCACAGCAACGGAGGCUCUCAGACAAAGACACAGAGCAGAUCAGGGAGACGCUGAGAAAAGGACUGGAGUUUAACAGCAAGGCAGCACUACCACCCAUCAACAGCCAGAGACAGCAGAGCCAUGAGAGACCUCAGAGUCGGAAGGACAGUUUGGAGAGUGAGAGCUCGGCAGCAAUCGUUCCUCACGAGUUGGUCCGAACACGGCAGUUGGAGAGUGUCCACCUAAAAUUUAACCAGGAGUCGGGCACACUGCUUCCUCUCUGCCUGCGAGGCCGGUUGCUUCAUGGGAGACACUUCACUUAUAAGAGUAUCAACGGAGACACAGCCAUUACCUUUGUUUCUACUGGAGUCGAAGGAGCUUUUGCUACUGAAGAGCAUCCAUAUGCUGCACAUGGCCCCUGGCUUCAGAUUUUGUUGACUGAAGAGUUUGUGGAGCAGAUGCUCGGGGAUUUACAAGAACUCAACACUCGUGAGGAGACAAAGCUGCCAAAGGAGUACAGUUGGCCAGAAAAGAAGCUGAAGAUCUCUGUACUACCAGACUCUGUGUUUGAUAAUCCACUGCAGUGAAACAGAGACACCUAAUCUCCAGAGAAACACAACACAGCUGCAGAAACACUACCAGAGUGGACCAUUGUGGACAGGACAAUCUCCCAGGACAUGCAGCGACCCUGAGCAGUCAGAUAUGUUGCUCUGGUGACGGACGAGACUGUUUCACUCCUGUAGAUGAUCUAAACACGUUUGACUGUUACUGCAUUCUCAGACUAGUUCAUACUGUUUACAAGUUUUCCUCUGCGGUCUGAAUACUUUUGAAAAUAUGGAAUCAGCCUGAAAACCAGCCUGUCCAGAUGUUAGACCUGAAAGCAUAAUCAUUAAGUGUGACACACUUGCUGAAGGGCAAAAAAAGGAUGUCGUCAUCUCUCCAAUCAGGCCUGCCAAGGUUUGAGGUCCAAAAUAUACGUCACUAGAACAGACAAGAACCUGCCCAAAACAAUAACUGAGUGGAUGAGUCUGAAAAGCAGUUGUAUUUAUUCCAUUGACCUUAGAGAGGACAGAAAAUUUCAACUUUGUAUCCUUUUUAGUAGUGUUUUUUUUGGGUUUUUUUUGACAAAUGCUGGACAUUUUUCUAUUACGUGUCUGUGGUCAUACCAAAGUUUGAGCUGUUGGCCGACUGCUGCCAGAACUGUCUGUCACAAAUGUGUCAUGAUUCUGUAAUAAUGACAGGACAGGAUGAUUGACUGUUACUCACUGGUUUUCUGAGAAAACCAAACAAGCAUUUGAACCGUUUUCAUAGAUAUCUGGAAAAUAAUGCUGCACCUCCCCUCUUAUGUGCCAAGAGAAAUGAAAAUGAAAUGAAAGAAAAUGUGAAUGUCAGUGUCCGGUUUCCUCACGCAUUAUUAUUUGUGUUCAAAAGUUAAGAAACUUAAUACAGUGAGUCUUUUGCAAACAUUCAAAGAUAAGGAAACUGUGUUCCUUGUCGUCUCUUUUAAGUGUUGUCUCCGAUGGCCACAUACAGGUAACAACCCCCCCAACCCCCCCACCCUUAAUGCUAGGACCUGCUUAAAAAGUACAUGUGUAGUUAAAUUCCUCAGUGCCUUGAGUUUUAAAGGAGCACAAAUUCUGUUGACUCGUAAUGCCACCAACAGCGCCUCAAUUGUGAUGUCACGACUAAUGAAGGCCGCUGUGUUCAUCGUCUGCCUCCUGUUUCCUCAUUGCAUUCCAUAUUAACACCAAAACAGAGAACAGACUACCUUUACUGCCGUGUCUUUUACAGUGACGUGCUCGUAUUCAUAUGUGAACGUUUCUCUAUGUUUGUCUUUUUUUUUUUUAUUAUUCAGAGUGAGAAGUGUCAAGUUUAGACGUGCCUUUUCUUUGUAAAUGCCAUCCUAUUGACAGAACUGGCUGAUUGUAAUCCCAAGUGCAUUAAAGAGUGUAGGUAUUUACACAAAUAAAAGCUGUAAAACUAA
Messenger RNA from Labrus bergylta (ballan wrasse), 3038 nucleotides. RefSeq names its product suppressor of fused homolog (Drosophila) (gene sufu). Gene Ontology annotation, molecular function: transcription factor binding. Gene Ontology annotation, cellular component: nucleus; cytoplasm. The record is from RefSeq and is a predicted model, not a curated record. Lineage: Eukaryota; Metazoa; Chordata; Actinopteri; Labriformes; Labridae.